Molecule: messenger RNA, 1272 nt
Organism: Aspergillus alliaceus
Lineage: Eukaryota; Fungi; Ascomycota; Eurotiomycetes; Eurotiales; Aspergillaceae
Exons: 4
Coding region: 1-1272 (423 amino acids)
Source: RefSeq, a predicted model, not a curated record
AUGACCCUCGACGACAUCAGUGCAUUUGAUACUCUGCCGUACUGCCCGGAAGGCUCAGACGACGCAGAACUUGUGAAGGACGCUGAGCAUGCGUUCAGCCAGAUGGUUAAACUGAAGGCGCCAGAUGUCGUCUUGUGUUCUUAUCGGAGCCCUUCAAACGAAUCUCUUGCCCAGGAGUUGCGGAGCAUAGGAGUGGGGAAAGCUUUUGCGGAGCCGAAACUUCGAAUCACCGAUGAUUGCACCACUAUGCGAUUGAACGCAUUCCAUCCUAGCUACGUCGUCCACUAUCAGCAAAGCUACAGUUGUUUCCGCAGUACUUCUCCUGGAAUAUGUGAAAGCUUUUUCUCAUCUAUCAAUGGCAUGGGAGGAAGAAGAAUGGAUGAGCAAAUUGCGCUCACACCCCGAUGGCCCACUAUUGAUGAGAAUCGUUGGAUUGCUAUUCUCACUGCAAUCCAGCGGAAUUUCUCCAAUCUGGACUAUUUCAGGUCCAAACUCGACUCAGACAUAUUUCUAGAAAUGCUCGUUGGCGAUAAUCUGUCCUGGAAUUGUGCUGACGCAUCGCUUUUCCUUGCCGAAAUCCGAGAGAAAUAUGCAGAGAGUCCUAAUAACGGCCGGAUUUCUCAACUAUUACUCAGUCACUUUGAAACCUGGUUCACUAUUUCGACUAUCCCACAAACGCCGCGGAAGAACUACAGAAGCAGCGAUCCAAGAGGAUACUAUGAACUGCAAUAUCUGUCAAAAGGAGCGAACACGCCCCGUCAUAUGGCUCCUCUAUACGAUAUUUUCUUCAGCUUUCUUAAAGAUUUAAACCUGUCCUUCUCUCGAGAUGAGACAGGAGAGUUAUUAUCCAAUCUAUCCGCCCAACAAAACGCCUUCCUCCGCUUUUCAACAAACCUUGAGAAGGCAGCUGGGAGACGUGUGCCACUACUGACGAAGUCCUUCACGAUGUGGAGAACCAACAACUCUAAGGAUUUUAUUGAGGGGGCACUUGGGUACACUUUUGAAGGCAGACACAUUAUUGAGGAAGCUAUGCAACGAAACCGAAAUAAGCGCCUGGUUUUGCUAGGAGAUAAAGCUGUGGCAUUGGUGUUUGUUGACUCCCAGUAUAGGCACGCGGUAGAAGCUGCGAGGAUGGGAAUAACGAACUUGCUCCAGAAGUAUGCGCCUAACGAGGAAGUCACGUUGAUGGAUGUAUUCAACCAGGUCCGUUGCACCCAUCUGGCCGCCAUCCAUCUAUUCACUCUCUUGCCACUGGUGUUAAAGCUAUUUUAA